AUGCUCUUGAAGCGCGCCGUAUCAGCACCAAACGGCUUUUCUGAUGUCUUCCUCGACCGGUCCACUUUGGCUUGCAUUGCGAUUCGAAAUUUGGCAGAAGCUGCGACCUGCGGUCGUGAGGCGCCAGCGUUGUAUGUGAGCUGUACAAAUGGGCUUCGCUUCGAGGGCUGGAGGCCAGAAACAGCCAACAGCCCACUAAUCAUCCUCUUGGUCCGGGUUGGCAUGAAAGACCUUGCUCAAUGCACACAGUGCUUUCAAAUCGUAGGUACCGUUGGACCUUGGUGGUUGAGAACCUUCGGCGAAUUUCCUGGCCGAGAUCCCUGCCGCUGUGGCCAGCUGGGGUGCUCAAGGAGCUUGAGGAGCGUUGUAAUGAUGAUCGCUGAUAGGAUGCGCAGACACUGGUGCGCUUUACCAGUGAGGUCCACGAUUUCUGCCUCUGAAAUUCAGGAUCUGGCCUUGUCCGAAUGGAGCACAAAUACAGACGCGAGCGAACCAACCACUCACGGUCGCGAUGGAUGGCGCGAGAUUCCGGACAGUAUUCAUUCGAGGCACUUCUUUAUUGGUUGGGCUCGCGACGCCGUCGCUUGCAUCAGUAGGAAUUGGAUGCAGAAGGUGAUCUCAAAUUUGAACCGAGCCAAGGUGGAUGCAUCGUUUCCAGAGUCGCGGACCAGAUCAACCAUGCCGCAGGUGAUCGAUUACAUAAAGAAUAACUUUCCUGCGCCCCAAGUGGCUAUUGUCGGUGUUCUGGACCGCAUUCGGCCAGAAGACAUCAACGAAGGCCUUAGGGAGUGGUGGAAACAGAUUGUAGGAGACCACAUGAGCCGAGAGCCGAGAGAUUUUGAUCAUGAUAAUACCCGCUAUCCAGUGCUGAUGAUGGCAGCCACGACCGGCUGGAGCAAUGGCCCCGAAGAAGACCUGAAAUGGGUUAACAUAUUUGGUAUGCUGAAGAAAGGCCUCUCGCGCAAGAACUAUGAGAACUCGGGUUGA
This is a messenger RNA of Pseudocercospora fijiensis CIRAD86, 987 nucleotides long. RefSeq lists its product as uncharacterized. Bases 1 to 987 code for a protein of 328 amino acids. NCBI's taxonomy places the organism in Eukaryota, Fungi, Ascomycota, Dothideomycetes, Mycosphaerellales, Mycosphaerellaceae. The record is from RefSeq and is a predicted model, not a curated record. The transcript has 6 exons.